This is a messenger RNA of Osmia bicornis bicornis, 641 nucleotides long. Its product is annotated as calmodulin-like protein 4. Bases 119 to 568 code for a protein of 149 amino acids. Gene Ontology annotation, molecular function: calcium ion binding. The record is from RefSeq and is a predicted model, not a curated record. Gene Ontology annotation, cellular component: myosin II complex. The transcript has 5 exons. NCBI's taxonomy places the organism in Eukaryota, Metazoa, Arthropoda, Insecta, Hymenoptera, Megachilidae.
GGUACAGUUAGGUAAAAUGUCAGAAUGAACCUAGCUCUACCCUUGAAUAACGUUGUCUGACACGUAAACGAACAGUGAAAACAAGAAAUUUUUACAAAAGUCUUGUAAAAGAUUAAUUAUGGCUCGUUAUUUUCGAGAGGAAGAUAUAGACGAAUUCAGAGAAUGCUUCUACUUGUUUGCAAGAAGCGGUCAGAUACGAACUUUGGACGAACUUACAAUCAUUAUGCGGUCACUAGGGUUGAGUCCCACUAUUGCAGAGCUAAAUAAAUACCUGAAGGAUAAAGGAGGGAAAAUGUCGUUUGCUGAUUUCUUAGAAGUAAUGCAUCUACAAACUAGAGCAGAAGACCUUCCUAAAGAAGUAAUAGAAGCUUUUCAAGCUGCAGAUAAGUUUAGGACUGGCACUAUACCUGCUAGACAAUUGGCUCAUAUGUUGCUCCAUUGGGGAGAACAAUUGAGCAGCAAAGAAGUGGAGCAGAUUUUUAGAGAAGCUAACGUGUCUCCAAACGGACACGUUAAAUACGAAGAUUUUGUGAAAAUAGCUUGUGCACCAGUACCUGAUUACUAUUAAAACUAUAUGCAUUUAUGUAUUAAGAAUUUCUACAUUUCCGUCCUAUAGUUAAUAAAUGAAUAUCAUCAUUAAA